Messenger RNA from Chrysochloris asiatica (Cape golden mole), 1794 nucleotides. It is a transcript of the gene C4BPA, whose product is annotated as complement component 4 binding protein, alpha. The record is from RefSeq and is a predicted model, not a curated record. Gene Ontology annotation, biological process: negative regulation of complement activation, classical pathway. The coding region runs from base 1 to 1794 and encodes 597 amino acids. Lineage: Eukaryota; Metazoa; Chordata; Mammalia; Afrosoricida; Chrysochloridae. The transcript has 11 exons.
AUGCACCCCACAAGGUCUCCAAAUUGGACCCUUCACAGAAAGAGGAAAAUUGCAGCCUGGCCCUUCAUCAGACUGUGGAAAGUCUGUGAUCCAACUCUGUUCCAAAUGAUCUUGGUCACAGCUCUCUUGGCUACUGUUCUUGGUGAUUGUAAUCCCCCACCCAGAUUAGAUUUUGCGUCUCCAAUAAAUGUGGUGAAUGAAACAAGCUUCAAAACGGGGACUAUUCUGAAAUAUGCUUGCCGCCCUGGUUAUAGCAGAGCCAGUUCAAGUAUGAAUGUUAUCUGUAAACAAGGAGGUGUAUGGGACUACAUCGAAUUUUGUACCAAGAAACGAUGCAGAAACCCAGGAGAUUUACCUAAUGGGAAUGUAGUAGUUAAGACAGAUUUCUAUUUUGGAGCGGAAAUAGAAUUCAGCUGUUUAGAAGGCUAUCUCUUAACUGGCCCAACUACUAGUCACUGUGAUGUCCACGACAAAAGUGUUGAUUGGAGUAAUCCUCUCCCAGUGUGUUCAAUUAUACACUGUAAGUCUCCUCCAGCCAUCAACAAUGGGAGGCACAAUGGCAGAGAAGAUUCAUACAUAUAUGGCUCUUCUGUCACCUACAGCUGUGACCCCAACUUCUCACUUGUAGGCAAAGCUUCCAUUUCCUGCAUGGUGGAAAAUAAAACAGUAGGUGUCUGGAGCCCAAACCCUCCUACUUGUAAAAAAAUCAUAUGUGCUCAGCCAGAGGUUCCAAAUGGAAUAGUCAACACUGGAUCUAGAUCCAUCUAUAAUUACAAAGACACUGUUAUGCUUAGCUGCAACUAUGGGUAUAUCCUCAGAGGCAGCAGAUUGGUUCAUUGUGAAGAAGAUAACAACUGGCACCCUUCUCUCCCCACUUGUGAGCUCAAUAGCUGCACCAAUGUACCAGAAAUCCCACAUGCUAACUGGGAAGUAUAUUACUCCUACAAGCCAAGAAAAGAUAGUGUGUAUAAUAUUGGGACCGUGUUGAGGUACAGCUGCAAUUCUGGCUAUAGACCUGUUGAAGAUGAACCUACAACUAUAACUUGUCAGGAAGACUUGACGUGGACCCCAUACAGAGGGUGUGAGAGGGUAUGUUGCCCAAAACCAGAGUUGAAGAAUGGCAAAAUAGUUAAUCAGAGAAAAACUGAAUUAUCCCCAUCCUGUCACUAUUUCUUUGGAGACCAGUUUUCCUACACAUGCCAUAAGAAAUCUAAAAUAUUUAAAGCUACUUGCCAGGGUGAUGGCACAUGGAAUCCCAAAACACCAACAUGUGAUGACGAUUGCGAUUUUCCUCCUGAUAUUGCCCAUGGACAUCAUAAGAAAGUGGUUUCAUAUUUCUCAAAUGAUAUUAUGUAUGAAUGUGAUGAUGGAUACACUCUGGUUGGACAGGCAAUAAUCUCCUGCAGAUAUUCAACCUGGUCACCUCCAGCUCCUGUAUGUAAAGCUGUGUGCCUGAAACCAAAGAUAGAAAAUGGAAAUCUGUCUGUAGAUAAGUCUGAGUAUGAUGAAGAUGAAACUCCGACUGUCCAGUGCAAUCGUGGCUAUAGAGUGGUUGGCUCCCAAAGUAUCAGUUGCUCAGAGAACAGAACCUGGUACCCAGAGGUGUCUAAGUGUGAGUGGGAAGUUCCAGAAGGUUGUGAGAAAAUACUAGCAGGCAGGAACUUCAUGCAGUGUCUUCCAAAUCCUCAAGAUGUGAAAUUGGCCAUGGAGUUGUAUAAACUGUCGUUGGAGAUCGAACAACUGGAGCGAGAGAGAGACAAGGCAAUGAAAUGCACACUGGAAUCACCACCAUAA